GCGUGACAUUUUAUAAAUUCACACUCGAUGAUAUUGUUUACUUUACACGAUGGUGUGGCAUUACAAGUUCCCUUCACAGAGCUACUUUGUUUUUCUACAAAAAAAUGGGCAGAGAAAAUAUAUUUCCACGCCUUUCCCAUUUCAUCUCUGAUCGGAACUUAAACUAGUUACUGAAAUGAUAUCAGUUUGUGCCCAGUUAUCACAGAGAGCAAAAUAAAAUAAUUCAAAUGCAUAAACAAUUUUUGAUAAGUGUAUGUGCGCUAUCACUAUGUUCUUUUUAUGUAAUAGUAAACUUUCUGGAUAGCAGUUGCUAUAAAAUCGCAUGCAAGUAAUGGUCAUUUUUAUUAAGUUUGUACGUGAAUUUAAUCAAUCAUGUCCGCGGGACACUGAACUGAGUUUGAAAAUGUGUGUUAUAAAGUUGGUUUUUUUUCAACCCCGCAGUAUAAAUAUUGCUUUAAAAGCUCUCGUAAAAUUAACAUAUGUAUCUGGGGUAAUCUUCACGGCGCAGCUAUUUACCAAACACGGUUAUUUAGUUGAGAAAUUGUAAAUGGAGAAAUAGAGUUGGAGUACUAUAUCUUUACCCACAGUGCCUUCUCUCGGCCGUAAAAAUAAACAGGGCGAAUUUUCUCGGUGCAAAUGUCAUUUUGUUUUUUAUAUACAUUUUUGUCUAAGAAUUUUAUAUUGCAGUGCAAAAACAAUCAACAAAAAGUCCUUAAAAGCAGGCGUGUUGGAGUUCACUACUUCUGACAACUUUAUUUAACCGGAAAUCACGUAACGUGUUAUUAUUGCAAUCUGUCAAUUUCCCCCUCCCGCUUCAAGUGCACUCGUUUUUUGGACAAAUUAAUGGUUCUGUCCAAAAAAUUCAUGGAAAUUUACCCCCCGAAACAAAGUGGGUAAAAAUAUUGCAUUUUGUGUCUGUAGCAUGGUUUUUUAUUGGUUAGUAAAAAAAAAGUACGCCAAAAUUUUCUCACGAUUGCCGAAAUAAUGAUGGACUGAACAAAUUCGAAGACAACCAAUCACAUUGUAGGAUUUUUUGAGACGCAUGAUAAAAAUACAGGGGCUUUGAUAUUAUGAGAAAUACACUGUGAAAAAAAAGUAUAUAUUGCGAGGACAAUUUGAAAUUACCCUUGUGAGAAAUGUUAAUUAUUGACGAUAUUGUUUUUUUGUUUCCAGACUCAUCAGUCCCCGCAGUAAUUAGUUUUAAAAUUUAAUUCCAAAUAACAAAGAAGGCGGAGUUCAGUUACCACGGAGACGUUUAACAUGGCUAUUAAUGGGCUGGGUAGGAAAGCGUGUUAUGUCAAUAUCGUUUACUUUUAGAAAACUUUUAAUUAGAGGGUAAUUAAUUUUCCACUCGAAAAACCUAAAAACGGGUUACUUGACGGAGUUUACCGUUCACGCGAAUGACAAUGGCUUUUAAAUAAAUUACAGGAUAAUAAAAAUAACUUUUUUUCAAAGAUUUUUGAGAAGACUGUCGGGCUGUAUGAAAAAAUAUCUUAGUAAAUUAAUAUCAACCUAAAAUACAAUGUUAUACAGUUCACGAAUAUUUUCAUUUUUUUUUUUUUUUUUAAUUUUCAAUUCUCCCAUAGUUAAUAUAGUUAACAAAGUGUUUUUUUCUAUUAACUAUGAUUCUCCUUAGGUAAUAGAGUAAUAGAAUUUGUGUUCCUAACCAAUACCGAUUCUCCGUAUCUUAACGGGCUGUUGCGUGGAUUAUUCCGAAAUAGGCACAUGGCUGAAACUGCCAGUAAUGCAUUUUCAGCGCUGUUUACUUGGCUUUUACACCUUUCGGCUGCAUGAUUCUGUUUGAACAUUUAGAGAAAAGGUAAGUUGUUUAAUGCUACCUUUUUACUUUAGCGAUUAUAAAAAAUUAAGAAGGAUCUUUUAUUUAAACUAAAGUUAGAACGCUCUAAACUUUUAAUUUUAUCAAAAAAAAUUUUAUAAGCAACUUUUCUUAGUGCUGAAAUUAUUGAAAAUAAGUAACUUGAAGUGCUGGACCUUGUUGCUAAUUAAAAAAAGUCUACAUUAUGGCGUCUGAAAUAAUGUUCCCUAAAUUCUUGAAAUUGAAUUUUCUAAACUCGCUUUUGUAUUUGACGCUUGCACAACUUUAUUUGUUUUGUUUUUUUUUGGUUAAGUAAGAUUAUAAGUCUCGUUAAAGAGUUUACUGAUUGGUACUUGCUUUUAAAUAUCGGAAUAUCGGAAGCAUUUUGGCGUCACAACUUUGAGUAGCACGCACAAAUGUUUAACUGUUGAUAUACGCACACAAUAACAAUGAUGUCUAUUUCAUCCGAUUAAAACUGUUGCAAAGUGGUUGGUUUGUUAUCUCAAUAGUUGUCAUUUAAAAUCAACUGAUUGGCUGCUCAGAUCGUCGCCAUGGUAAUGAAAUAAAAUGGGCGAACCAAGGUUUCAAUGUGCAGUGUUUAAUUCCAAUCAAUCAUUUAGAUAUUUGUAUUGUUUGUGUAAGUGAGAGUUCUUGCUGUGAAUCACACUUUGAAAGAUAUGUUGAAAAGACGUUCAAAAUAUUCAUCUUAGUCAUUAGCUUAAUUACUCAUCAACUCCCACCGGGUUAAUUAGCGACACAUUGUGGGAGGAGCGACUGAAAGGUACAGACGGAUCUAUAUUAAGACAACAUAAUAUAUUGACAUAUGUGAUAGAUAGUGAGAAUAACAUAAACAGUUUUCACACUGUGAAUGUGCGUUUUUAGUAGCAUCAAAUAUUAACAAGAAAGCUCUCUGCUUUUAUUUGUGGAUAAAGUUACACACUGAAGACGUUUCAAACAGUGUAUUAUUGGAAACUUUACGCUUUUAAAAAAAAAACUAUAAAUUGAAUGGUAUUUGUUUCUUCAAAAAAGAUGAAGAUUUGGGCUUUUAUCUUUUUAAUACCAUACGUUUAUGGUGGUAUGACUGGAAGAGUAUCAAAGUGUGAAGCCAACAGGGCGAUGAUUUGUAAAGGACUGUACAACGAGACACGCUUUCCGAACAAAAAAGAACAUCGCUCACAAGAUGAUGCUAUUUCUGAUUUAAAUCAAUACAAAGCUUUAAUCUCGACAGGCUGUGCGCAGCAUCUACGAUUGUUUUUGUGCGCAACUUUUAUCCCUAUGUGCACAAUCCUUGAAGAGCAUAUUUUGCCGUGCAGAUCUUUAUGUUACGACGUGAAAGGAAAGUGUGAAAAAAUUCUGCUCAAAUAUGUAGGCCUGGAGUGGCCUAACCAACUAGCAUGCGCUCAAUAUCCAGAGACGAGUUCCGGAAAAUUAUGUAUUGGCGACGUAAAACCAACGGAAGCCGCGACGCAAAAAGUUGCUGUCUCUCCAAACAAACGCACCAAGGUUAAUGACAAUCAAGUCAUAACACUGCAAUGUGACAAAACAACAAAAAUCAACUUCAAGAAAAUUAUUCACGACAACAAAGUCUGUACUCGCUCUGUGUCUCAAGAUAUAUUGAGAAAACUCUGCAACUCAGAACAGACUUGUGAAUUUCAACUUAAACAUGUUGCAGAUAAAGUCAAACAGCCUUCUGGUUGUGUGCCAGGAAAAGUUGGAUCGUCCAGUAUAAAAUACACGUGUGUGGCAGAACAUCACAAUAUCAAACAAGUUGUUCUGAAGUAUGGUCAAGACGAAAAUAUUUACUGCAAAAGUCCAUCGAGGCAUAUUUCUAUUCUGGGCGCCGAUUUUAAAGAUGAUACGUGUGUAACUCCGAAUGCUUUUUGCUCGGUUAGUCAGUCCUGUACCGGGAAAAAGAACUGUGUGUUAUGGGCAAAUGAUCAUUAUCUUCCCAGCCAAUGUAAAGGUGAAAAUAUGAAGCUUAGUGUGAGCUACGCAUGCGUGAAAUCCAGCAAUGAAGAGGAAAUGGUGGAGGAAUUUUUAGAUGGAGCAGGAAUAGAACUGAAAUGUGCUGUCGGAAAAUCUCUCUCUAUUGUGAGGGCAGAGUAUGUUUCAUUGUGUCAAUCAAAAGAAAUCCACUGUGCUGUUGAUGUACACUGCGGGAAGAAAAACUCGUGCUUGUUGUUAGAAACAAAUUUAGACUCCGUUAAAUGCAGCGAGGGUAGAAGCAAAGUGCGAAUUCGAUACAUCUGCACUUAGUGUGGAUGUCGAGGUGCUUGCACUUAGUACGUAUUUCGAUACACCUGUACUUAGUAUGUCUUCUUUGAAACAUCUGUACUGUGAUGACGUUUUUCGAUACUUAAGAAAAGUGUGUAACUCAA
Hydractinia symbiolongicarpus is the source of this 4194-nucleotide messenger RNA. RefSeq names its product secreted frizzled-related protein 1-like. Gene Ontology annotation, cellular component: plasma membrane. The transcript has 4 exons. Lineage: Eukaryota; Metazoa; Cnidaria; Hydrozoa; Anthoathecata; Hydractiniidae. The record is from RefSeq and is a predicted model, not a curated record. Gene Ontology annotation, molecular function: Wnt-protein binding; Wnt receptor activity. The coding region runs from base 2822 to 4072 and encodes 416 amino acids. Gene Ontology annotation, biological process: non-canonical Wnt signaling pathway; canonical Wnt signaling pathway.